Messenger RNA from Sparassis crispa, 1656 nucleotides. Its product is annotated as efflux transporter. Gene Ontology annotation, biological process: transmembrane transport. NCBI's taxonomy places the organism in Eukaryota, Fungi, Basidiomycota, Agaricomycetes, Polyporales, Sparassidaceae. The record is from RefSeq and is a predicted model, not a curated record. Gene Ontology annotation, cellular component: membrane. Bases 1 to 1656 code for a protein of 551 amino acids. Gene Ontology annotation, molecular function: transmembrane transporter activity. The transcript is spliced from 11 exons.
AUGUCCACCAUUUCCAAUGUGGACGAGCUACCCCCGUUGCCUCAAAUUGCGGACAAGACGGGGGUUCCUGCGGCCGAGCCCGCCCACAAGCCUCACCGGAGCAUGGCCCAAGCCAUCGGCCUCAUAGCGACAUGCACGACCGCCAUGCUGCUCAACUCGUCAAACGGGACCGCCGUCUCCAUCGCGCUCCCGACCAUCGGCCGUGAUCUGAAUAUCCCCGAGUACCGUCUGCAAUGGGUCGUCUCCGGCUAUUCCCUCAGCUCGGGCUGUCUGCUGCUCUUCCUUGGCCGUCUCGCCGACCUGUACGGCCGGAAGCUUACCUUCCUGUUUGGCGCCUUCGUGAUGGGCGUGUUCGGAUUGGGAUGCGGAUUUGCGAAAGAUGAGAUCACGCUGGAUGUCCUCCGUGGGUUCCAAGGUAUCGGAGGGGCCGCGGUUAUCCCAGCUUCGCUUGGCAUGCUAGCGCAUGCAUUCCCGCCUUCACGAAUCCGCUCAGUCGCCUUCGCAACAUUCGCCGCAGGUGCUCCCGUGGGCGCUGCAGUCGGCAGCGUCAUCGGCGGUGUCCUCACGCAGCUCACGGAAAAAACGUGGCGCUCCGUCUUCUAUCUCAUGACGGGCAUCUCCGCGCUGGUCUUCGUCGGUGGGUUCCUGACUUUUGACAGCGACAUGCCGUCGACGGAGGAAGACAAACGUGUGGACUGGCUGGGCGCGUUCCUCGUCACGGCUGGCCUUGUGAUGAUUGUCUUCGUGCUCAGUGACGGGACCAUCGCCCCGAACGGGUGGAAGACAAGCUACAUCAUUGCACUCCUGGUCGUUGGUGUGCUCCUCGUUGGUGCGUAUGUCGGGUGGCAGUACUACCUCGAGCGCGUGCAGGAUGACCCGGAGGCACCGCGGAGGUGGUGGACACCCCCGCCGUUGCUGCGGAUCACCCUCUUCUCGCGCGGGAAUGGAAAGCUAGCAGCGAUCCUCGCGAUCGCGUUUCUCGAGUACUGCGGGUUCAUGGCGUUCCCGUUCUGGUUUCAGCUGUAUUACCAGGACUAUAUCGGGCUGGACGCAAUCCUGACGAUGGUGCGGAUCCUGCCCAUGUCUGUUUCGGGCGUGCUCUGCAACGUCCUCAUCGCGUUCGUCGUGGGGUACGUCCCCGUCGUCUACCUCGUCGUGCUCGGGACGACGCUGACGGGUGUGGCGAACUUGCUGUUUGGGGUGAUCAACCCCACGGCGACGUACUGGGCGUUCGGGUUCCCGGCAACGGUGCUGAUCGUGUUCGGCGCGGACUUUGUGUUCCCAUCCGGGACGCUGUUUGUGGCGAGGCUGUGUCUGACGCACGAGCAGAGCGUCGGCGGGGCGCUGUUCCAGACGCUCACGCAGCUCGGCGGCUCGUUCGGUCUGGCGAUCACGACGAUAGUGUACGACGCGACGCUCAAGCGCGCAUCGCUCCGGGACGGAGUCGUGAUCAACAUCGACGGCACGAACGCUCCCCCGGCCGCACAGCUGCACGCGUACAAGGACGCGUUCUUCACCGCGUCCGCGUUCAACUUCUUUGCUGCAAUUUUGGCGAUCGUGUUCUUGCGCACGGUGGGCGCCGUCGGUGACAGGGGCGACGGCAGCGAACUUUCAGAAGCCGAGGAAAAGGCUCCUGUGAGCAUCGAGACCAAAUGA